ACAAAUGCACACCACUUAGUUCCAUUUUCUGUAAACUAAACAUAAAUCUUACACCUCAAAAUAUUAAAUUAUUUUUUGUAAAAAAAAUCAAAACUUUUUUUUUUAAAAAAAAAAAAUUAACCAAAUUUAAUGAUUCUUCCUCCAUUGUUUCAUUUUCUUUUCAUCAUUAACCCAAAAACACCUUAAACUUUCAUUAAACUUCAAUUCCCUUACAAAACAAAGAAACAAACAAAAAUGGCAAAUAAUCCACCAGUGAAAUGUUUGAGUUUUGAUUCAAGAUAUCUUGAUGAAAACAAGAACAAAGAUGAGAAAGAUAUUGGGAAAUCAUUUAGUUUUGCUUCUCGAACAACAUCAGAUUUUAAUAAUGAUAAUAGUAAUAGUCAUAAAUCACCAAAGCCUUUCACCAUUGAUGAAGGUGAUGAAGGAGAAGAAGACGAAGAAGAGGAGGAAAUAAAGGAAUUAUCCCUUGAUGAACUUUGUGAAGAUGUUCAAGAGUUCAUAGUUUGUAUUUCAUCAUCAUCUAAUAAUAAUGAUAAUGAUGAUCCACCUGAAAUCUCAAAUGUAGUGGCUAAAUUUCUUAAGAAGGUGGAAUGUAAGAUUGAAGAAUAUGAAUCUACGUCGCAGGAUUCAAUGGUUUUUGGUCGUGAUGUUGUAGGUGAUGCUUGUUUUAUAGCUGCAGUGAAUAGAUUGUCAGGGCUAAUGGAGGCAUUGCAAGGAUUAAAAUCCAACUAUACAAUGCCAUUGUUGAAUCAGACAAGCUCUGUCCUACACCGAGCAAUGGUGUUCUUAGAGGAGGAGCUUCGUCUGAUUCUUGAAGAAUCGUCGUGCCAGAAUUUGAACAAUGUAGGAGAUGGUUCGAAUUCUAAGCACGUAGAUUCUUCGUUGAAGAGCCUCAAGGUGAGGAUACAGUCGUUUGCAGCUCACCAUCAUGAGGAGGAAGGAGACUCGUGCGAGAUACAACAAGUGCAAGAUGGUGGUGGAGAUACAGAAUCAGAAGAAAAAAAACAAGAUGGGAAGGCUGAAUUGGUUACUUCCUUCCCAUUUUUUUCUUCUAACUCUGUAUCAAGCAUUUGCCUCAUAGCCAAUGCUAUGAUCACGGCUGGCUAUGAGGCGGAAUGCUGCAAUGUAUUCCUCCUUACAAGGAGAUAUGCUUUCGAGGAAGAGUUGAAACGACAAGGUUUGGAGAAGGUUAGCACAGAUGAUGUUGUGAAGAUGAAUUGGGAGUCUCUUGAAGGUGAGAUCUCUACAUGGAUUCGAGUCUUGAAACAUUGCACGAGUACCCUCCUUCCAGGGGAACAAUCCUUCUACGAGUCUGUUUUCUCUGAUCACUUAUCGACCUGCAAUGUCCUUUAUAGUGAUCUCUCCUACGCGGUCUUCUCCAUCCUUGUCAGCUUUGCGGAGGCUGUCUCCAUGACCAAGCGAGCCACAGAAAAAUUGUUCAAGUUUCUUGAUAUGUAUGAGACCCUACGUGACACAAUCCCUUGGCUAGAGGAUAAAAAAUCCAUGUAUUCCUCGAAAGAGAUGGUGGAGGAAGAAUUGAAAUUGGAGUUGUCCUUCGCAAAGAGUAGGCUAGGAGAGGCCGCGGUGUCCAUCUUUUGUCAGCUCGAAAACUCCAUCAAGGGCGAUAACACCAAGACUCCGGUGGCUAGUGGUGCGGUCCAUCCUUUAACAAGGUACACUAUGAAUUACCUUAAAUACGCUUGUGAAUACAAGGAUACACUAGAACAAGUCUUUCAACAACACCUAAGAACAGAACAAACAGAGGAAUAUUCAGCAUUCAACUCAUCAUCACAACAUCACAAUGUAAUAGAACACCAAAAUCAACAAGGAAAUAAACACUCACCAUUCGCCUCCCAAUUAAUAACCAUUAUGGAUUUACUAGACUCUUACCUCGAGUCUAAGUCCAAGCUAUAUAAAGACCUAUCCUUAAGGUACAUAUUCUUGAUGAACAAUGGAAGAUAUAUGCUGCAAAAGAUCAAAGGUUCGAGCGAAAUUCACCAAGUUGUCGGAGAUAAUUGGUAUAGGAAACGUUCCUCAGAUGUUAGGCACUACCACAAGAGCUACCAAAGGGAAACUUGGAGCAGGGUGUUACAAUGUCUUAACCAAGAAGGUUUGCAAGUUAAUGGGAAAAUACACAAGCCAAUAUUAAAGGAAAGGUUCAAAAACUUUAACCAAUUGUUUGAUGAGAUUCAUAGGACACAAAGCACAUGGGUGGUGAGCGACGAGCAGCUUCAGUCGGAGCUUCGAGUUUCGAUUUCUGCAGUUAUGAUCCCGGCCUAUCGAUCCUUUGUCGCCAGGUUUGGACAGAUUUUUACUCCGGGAAGGCAAGUAGAGAAGUAUAUUAAGUUUCAACCUGAUGAUAUUGAGACAAUUAUUGAAGAGUUAUUUGAUGGAAAUCCUAUUUCCAUGGCUAGGAGAAAAAUAUAGGGGAACAUUCAUAUCUUUUUAUUACAAACUAGGAUGAGUUUUCAUGUCUUAUUCAACUCAAACUCUUGUAUUAUUCUUAUUCAGUAAUUUGGGUGCGUUUUUACAUUCCAUGCUCAUUACUCAUUACUCAUUACAUUACUUAUUAGUGUAAUUCAUAAAAA
This is a messenger RNA of Beta vulgaris subsp. vulgaris (sugar beet), 2588 nucleotides long. RefSeq names its product exocyst complex component EXO70B1. NCBI's taxonomy places the organism in Eukaryota, Viridiplantae, Streptophyta, Magnoliopsida, Caryophyllales, Amaranthaceae. Gene Ontology annotation, biological process: exocytosis. The record is from RefSeq and is a predicted model, not a curated record. Bases 235 to 2427 code for a protein of 730 amino acids. The transcript has a single exon. Gene Ontology annotation, molecular function: phosphatidylinositol-4,5-bisphosphate binding. Gene Ontology annotation, cellular component: exocyst.